AUGGGUUCUUCGUUACAAUCUCAAGAUACGAAGAUCAAGGGAAUGGUCAAGCAAGUUGUUACUGAUGUUCAUUAUAGACUUGAGCAAAACAUGAAGUCAUUUAAGUUUGAUGUCUUAGAGUUUCAAACAGUUGCAAUAGAGAGGUAUACACUGAAUGAGAAGAGUCUGUCAGAUGUCAAGGCAUCAACUGAACUUAAAGUUCAAAAAAUUCAUGAUCUCAUUACCUCAAAAGUGAAGAAGAUUUAUGUUGAAGAUAUUCGAGAUUUUAAUGUUGAUUAUAAAACUAAACUGGAGAAGAAUGUUGAUAAAGAUGGAGAAGUGUUUAAAGAUAUUGAGACUUCUCUUAAUACUUUUCAAGAACACAUCUCCAAGCUUACAGCCAACUCGACAUCUUUGAUGUUUGAUGCGAAUAAUGCCAAGGAUGUAUUAGAAGCUUGUUUUAAAUCCCAUAUUGCACCAAUUCUUGAUUUGGUAUUUCGACUUCCCACAAAUUCUCCACGUGCAAUGCAAGUGUCACAAGCAGGAGAAAGGGGUGGGUCGUCGAAAAUGGGAGGCGAAGAUAAAGGGAAAGUUGUUGGGAAGGUAUUCUCUCAUCAUAUUCAAACUCUAAUUCUUGCUAAACUAGUUUGUAUGAUGGCAACAAUUGUCGCCCCAAAUGUCAAAGUUGAUAUGACCAAGCUUCAGUAA
Lactuca saligna is the source of this 687-nucleotide messenger RNA. The record is from the annotation of a GenBank genome assembly. Lineage: Eukaryota; Viridiplantae; Streptophyta; Magnoliopsida; Asterales; Asteraceae.